This is a messenger RNA of Argiope bruennichi, 601 nucleotides long. RefSeq lists its product as uncharacterized. Lineage: Eukaryota; Metazoa; Arthropoda; Arachnida; Araneae; Araneidae. The record is from RefSeq and is a predicted model, not a curated record. The transcript is spliced from 3 exons. The coding region runs from base 42 to 446 and encodes 134 amino acids.
CAAAAUCUCCAUAUAUAAAGCAAGUUGAUCCAGGUUUGGGUAUGCUCGGUACCAGAUUGAGCCAUUUUGGAAACAUGGAAAGUGGAAAAGUUUUUUCUUUCUUGUGUCUGACUUUGGUGUGUAUGUUUCAUCUCUCCAAUGCUCAGUGCCCUGCAAACGAAGAACUGGUCUUAUGCAGGAAUGACUGUAACACUUGUGAGCAACAAGGAUUCUGCUAUGAUUGCAGCACUUUAGGAUGUGAUUGCAUUCCAGGCUAUGCGAGAGAUAUAAAUGGACACUGCAUAGACACAAGAGACUGCUCAAGUUUUGACGAUAGUGUGGCGGUAAUAGUGGCUGAAGGUGGUGGCUGCCCCAACGACAGCUUGUGCCACCGCAGCUGUCGAAGGAGUGGAAGACAUGGAGGAAAAUGCGGUGGGAAAAGGCGAAGACAUUGCCGUUGCUAUUGAGACCAAGAUUUCCAUCUUCAUUAAUAAAUUGCUAAAAUUGUAGGGUCUUUUUUAUAUACAUUCUUAAAUCAAUUGGAAGUAACAGAAAUGAGAUUAGAAAUUGAAAAAAAGAAUUGAGAAAAAAAUUAAAUAAAUAAACCUUUGAUUCAGUUGCA